AUGGAAUUGAGUUCGGAUCCGUCGACUCCUGCCCAGGAGCUCCUCCAGGAGCCCCCUCAGGAGCUCCCGCCCCUCCUACCGCCCCGGAACUUCGUCGAUUCGGAUGAAAUAGAGCAGGCGCCUAGCCCUAGCCCUAACCUACCCUCAAUUCAAGUUAUAUCGACUCUAAAGGACGUUGCGCAAGCUCAAUUCGACUUCUUUUCCAGCGACCCUUUGGCCUCCGCCUCUGAGAUUGAAAACUUUUUCGCCCCUAGCCCGAUUCGGAAGCGGCCUAGAGCCUCACCACCCCCUGAAAGCAGUGCACGCAAAAGGGUACCUACGCUAGGCCGCACAGACCGCCCGGCCAACUUAGGCUCCGGCUCCGACUUCGAUUUCGAAUUCGAAUAUACCCGAGCCUCCGGCACCCCCCGAGCCUCUAGUACUACUACCCGUACCGCCGCACGUGACGGCCCCACCGGCCCUACCCGCCCCACCCCUGGAGCCGAUCGGUUAAGUAAUAACUUAACUAUACGACCAACUACUCCCAAUCUACCGAAUUCGACGUUAAGUAAUAACUUAACUAUACCGUCCUUUGCAAGUAUUGCAAAUCAAGGCUCCAAAGCCUCCGAUCGCCCCCAGGAGUGGACACUUGUUGGCAGAAAGCCUAAACAGGCCACACCGCCUAAAUCGGAACGAUCUAGCCCGAAUAGGCUUAUUGUUACACAAACUCCUGGAACUACUACUUCGUUCUCUCCCCUAGCCGCCCGAAAUGCUCUAAAUAAAGCUUUUACCGACAAAGGAAUCAAAGGCCCUGUAGUUAUUUCAGUGAAUUUGAACCGUAGCGCCGAAGCUACGGAGAGUGCUCUACAGCUAGCUGUAGAGACUAAAGUGGAUAUAUUACUUGUUCAAGAGCUUUGGCUAGUUCCAGGUAAUACCCGCUCAGUACUCCACCCCGGCUAUACUCAAAUUCUACCGAAAACUCACUUACGGCCACGAACGCUAGCUUAUAUAGCUAGGGGGUUUAGGCCUUCUAGCUGUAUAGCUAAUACCUCACCAAACGACCCGGAUUUACUUGUUUUAGAUAUUUCGGAGGCAAACGCGACUAUUCAACUCCUGAAUAUCUACAAUGAGCAGGAUUUAGGCGAUUCGGGCCUACGUACAGUUAAUCGGGUACUUUACCCUAGGGCCCUAGGCCCUAAUACUGUACUAGCCGGAGACCUUAAUAUCCACCACCCCUGGUGGGAUCCGGUAGCACCUACCACUUCUCCUGGAGCCGAAGAGCUAGUCGAUUGGAUCGAAUCUAAUAGCCUAGAGCUACUGAAUACCCCCGGUAUAGGCACCUUUUUCAGGCCUCAUAUGACUAGAGAAAGUGUCCUAGACCUUACUUUAGUCAGCCCAAGCCUAGCCAGCAAAAUCCAGGACUGGAUCGUACUCCCAGAUCUCGGAUCGGAUCACUACGGUAUUAACUUUACUAUUGCCGGCAAUACUAGACCGCUAGUCGAUAAUCUAAGUUUGGCCACCGCUUAUAAUACCGACCUAGCCGAUUGGGCUAUACUUGAGGAAGAAGAGAGUAGUAUAACUAUACUACUUGACGAAGCUUCCAAAGAGCUAACUAAGGCGGUUACGGAGGCGGCGGACCUAAGUAUCCCAAAAAGGAAGGUAGGGGCUAGGGCUAAGCCCUGGUGGAACGAUAGCCUUAAGGAACUACGCCAGAAAAUGAUCCGGAAUCAACGAACGUUUAUCCGGUAUAGCUAUAACUAUACCGCUAAACGCGACUACCUUAUAGCUAAAAACGCCUACUUUUUAGCUAUAAAACAAGCUAAACGGAGCCACUGGAACGACUUUCUUGAAAAGGAGGAUCCAAAGACGAUUUUCAAGGCUAUGGCCUAUACCAGGGACCGACAGAUCGAACUAAUACCGCCUAUCCAGGCUAGUACCAAUCCGGAACAUCUAGAGUCCUCAUUUGCCGGCAAAUGCUCUGCUUUUCGCUCUACGCUCUUCCCACCGCCCCCCGAAGCCCCAAAGCCAACUUGGAAUAGCUAUACCCCUUCGAAUAAGCUCUUUUCGGCCUUAAUUGACGUUGGAUACCACCUUACUUGCUGGAAACAAGCUACUGGAGCGAUUCUCAAAAAGCUAGGAAAGCCUAACUACACUUUACCUAAGGCGUAUAGAGUAAUAUCACUCCUCAAUUGCCUAGGCAAGGUCAGCGAACGGAUUCUAGCUCAACGAUUAGGCUACCUAGCUGAAACGACCACCCUACUCCACCCGAGCCAAGUUGGAGGUAGGCUUAAAAAAUCGGCUAUUGACGCAGCUUUGCUCUUCAAUAACGAGGUCGAAAUAGGCCUAAAACAGAAGCAAAAGACGUCCGCCUUACUCCUAGACGUCAAAGGAGCCUUCGAUCACGUGGCCAAGAACCAGCUAUUGUCGAUACUCAAGGACCUACGCUUGCCUACUAGCCUAGCUAGCUGGGUACAGUCGUUCCUUAGUAAUCGCCUAUUACGCCUAGCUUUUGACGGCCAAAUCGAGCAAUUUGCCGCUCUUAAUACCGGUAUCCCUCAAGGCUCCCCGAUAUCACCUAUCCUGUUCCUUAUUUAUAUAAGGGGCCUCUUUACCGGUAUAGUUACAGCCCGUCCACUCUCCUAUAUCGACGAUAUAGCUCUAAUAGUUACUACACCUAACUAUACGAGUAAUAUUAAGAUACUAGAGAGAGAGGCAGCUAGGCUAUUCGAUCAAGGGGCUAAAAGUGCGAUUCAAUUCGAUCUAGCCAAGACCGAACUAAUCCACUUUGGGCCGAGUAAAGCCAAGCUACGCUUACCGGAUCAAACUCGAAUUGAGCCCAAACAGCUAGUUAGGUGGCGUGCUAGGCAAUACCUAGCUAGGCCCGAUUCGGAUUCGGAUUCAGCUUCAGAUUCGGAACUUAACUAUACUGAACCGACUUUAGCUAUACAGCUUGACCGGAUUACUAGCUCAAUUAGCCGUAUAGUUAGCUAUAGUUACGAACGGAUCCAGCACUUUCAAUUCCCCCCCUGGGCCCGAAAAACACCUUAUUCGGUCGAAAUCAGUCAAUUACCUAAAGAGGAAGAAGCCUUGGCCUAUAAUACCUUAAUAUCGAUCCCAAAUACCCGAAUUACCCACGUUUACUCCGACGCCUCCUAUAUACCCGACAGUAUAGGUGUCGGAGUAGUUAAUAUCGGGGCCGAACAGCUUGUUUACAACGGAGAACUUGAAGGGGUUACACAGGCUAUUGAGUACAUUAGCUCAAUAGCUAUACCCCGGCAAAAAUACCGGAUCUACUCCGAUAACCAAGCUGGACUACACCGCCUGAAAACACCUAGCGAUAACCCCGGCCAAGAUUGCCAAAUUAGGGCUAUUCAGGCUACCGAAGCGGCAAUUCAAAAAGGGGCUAGUAUCGAGCUAGCCUGGGUUCCAGGGCAUACCGAUAUCGAAGGAAACGAGCUUGCCGAUCGCUUAGCUAAGCGAGCUACACUUGAAGAGCCUAGCUCUAAUAGUACUAGCUUCGCCUACCUAGGGAUGAAAAUCAAGGCGAUUCGGAGAGCUGAGUGGUUAAGUUAUUUAACUAACUAUACGACGAAUAAGCCCAAUUCGAAUCCAAAUAGCUAUACCCGCAAGUUUAUCUGGAAAAUAGGGGCCAGGCCCUUAAUUCCACCUAAUACGAAAAGGGAAACAGCUAGUGCCUUUUAUCAGCUCAAACUAGGCCACGGAUACCUCAAAUCGUACCUAUUUAGGCUAGAUCGCUCCAAUAGCGAUCUAUGCCGGUGCGGGCUAGGCCCUCACUGUCCCCAGACUAUAUUGACUCUCAAUCUUAUAAUUUUCGGAGGAGAAUCAAUCACCUUUAUGGAAAAGGCAGACGAGCUAAGGAGCGAGUUUGGCUAUGACAUUUACGUUUUGGGACGGAGGAACGGAAAACUCGUUAAUUACACAUCUAAAGGAUCAUCUAGAGAUGGACCUUCCUGGCCACUCAGCUUGACAGAAGUCGAUCAGAGUUAUCCUAGGCCAGAGAGAUAUACACCGGCUAGUUUCUUAAAACGAGGCACUAAAUCUCUGCUCUGUGAAGGCCGGAAGGGACGAGAUAAUCCUAUGGUGAGAACUGAGGACUUGCAGACUGGAGACAUAACGGGUGCUGGGGGAUAG
Venustampulla echinocandica is the source of this 4131-nucleotide messenger RNA. RefSeq lists its product as uncharacterized. The record is from RefSeq and is a predicted model, not a curated record. The transcript is spliced from 10 exons. Lineage: Eukaryota; Fungi; Ascomycota; Leotiomycetes; Helotiales; Pleuroascaceae. Bases 1 to 4131 code for a protein of 1376 amino acids. Gene Ontology annotation, molecular function: RNA-DNA hybrid ribonuclease activity; nucleic acid binding.